Messenger RNA from Etheostoma cragini (Arkansas darter), 15142 nucleotides. It is a transcript of the gene srcap, whose product is annotated as Snf2-related CREBBP activator protein. Lineage: Eukaryota; Metazoa; Chordata; Actinopteri; Perciformes; Percidae. Gene Ontology annotation, cellular component: Swr1 complex. The record is from RefSeq and is a predicted model, not a curated record. The transcript is spliced from 34 exons. Gene Ontology annotation, molecular function: ATP-dependent chromatin remodeler activity; DNA binding; ATP hydrolysis activity. The coding region runs from base 426 to 13967 and encodes 4513 amino acids.
GUGAUAUUUGUGUUUACUUAAAGCACAUCUAAUGAAAUUAAGACUAUUGCAGAACUCACUGUUAUCCUGACGUAGCUGUGUAGUGAGAGUUUUGGAUUGUGAAGUGGUUGAUUUUAAAUAAUAAAGUUACCUUUCAUCUCUAUUUCUGCUCCCUCAGAAUAUGUGGAGGGGACCCUAAUUUCAGCAUCCUGGAAGUAGAAAGCACAGAAGAUCUGUGUCUCACACCACAGACAGGUGCAGUGUGUAGCCGGGGCAGCACAGAGGGAGGAAGCUCUGGGGAGGAGGCGGCGCGGCGGCGUGCCACUCCGGCUGUGGAUGUGCUGGGUGGCAACCCCCAGGCUGCACAGAAUGUGGCUGGGGAGUCACCUCGGCAUGCCCCGCAGCCGGUCGCAGCUGCCCCACGCCCAGUCCCUCCGUUCACCAGUAUGUCCAUUGUGCCAUUGCCAGAGAGCAACGACUCAGCAUUCCUCGGCAUGGAGAACGUCCCUCAGACCAAUCAGCCAAUCGGCGGUGACUUUAAGGACAGCGUCGCAGCAGAAGUCCACGCUGAGGAGAGCGCUGCCGAAGUUGUCAGAGUUUCGAGAUCCUUGCCAACAUCCCUCAGUGACAAAUGUAGUUCCUCCGCUGAGAUACAGGGGCUUCCAACUCCCCUUUGCCCCCCUCUCACCCCAGAUAAACAGCUUAACAGCACAGUGCAAGAGCUGCAAUAUGUGUCACAAACUAAUAAAGAGAAAAGCCCCUCAAUAUGUCAGACAGACCAGAUUCAGCCACCUAGAGAAGGUGCUGGACCUGUGGAUAUUACGGGGACAAAGGAGAAACAGUUCGCAUUAUUGGAAUAUAAACCAGAGACUGGGAAAAACAUGGAACUUGGUGGAAAAGAGCACACAGGCGGAAAUAUUCUCCUCCAGCCCAAAUCUCAAAUCACUUUCACAGCCUCCUCUCCAUCUGUCCCACAAUCAAGUGUUGGUUUUAAAGCCCAAGACCUCACACUACAUGGGGCUACGAAGCCGUCUGACAGGGACCCACUUGUCUGCCCAAAGCAAGGCAGCCAAAAACCUCCCCCAGGUGCUACGGAGCAGACCGGUGGUCUCCAGGACUCAAAAUUGUCUGAGCUCCCUUUCCCCUCAUCUGGCAACAGUGAGAUUAAACAAACUGACCUGUCAAAAACACAACCAGAGAUCUCAACUGAUGCCAGAGAAAUACAGAAGGCAAAUUCUUUGGAAUCAGUUGAGAUGUUCGAGCAUGUUAAAGAGCUCGUUGACACCUCUCACAAAGAAAGACGACCUCCCUCAGCUGACAUACUUGAGAUCCCAAAAGCAAGAGAAUCGCUUCCUGGGUUAUCCCCUUCUCUUGAAAAAGGAAGAGCCGUGUCCAGCAGCACAGCUGCCAGAGAAGAACGCAACGUCGAGAAGUGCUGCGAUCCAAUCGUAGGAGAGCAGGUCGAGACUAGCAUGAGGGAAGAACAAACUGACACGACCACCCCCCCAUCAGACUUCACAAUGCUGCCGGAGUGCUCUUACACACAGAAGAGUCUCUCCAAACCCUCUGCAGCAACCGCUCCGUUUGACACAGGCGUGGUGGUCUCGCUGCAGGCGGGGCAGGUUGUCGAAGCAGAAACCUCCCAUCCCUCUGACCAAGUCCCCACAACAGAGAUGCCUCUGGCUGCCGAGAUUGUGCACUCGGCCGAAGGUCAAGAAAUUGUCGUUGUCAGAGAGGAGGCUCACAUCAGCGGGGACUGGUCCAGCAUGCACCUGAAUCAGAGUUACCUCCUACAACGAGAAGACGGCAGUGUCUGCGAAGCUGCUAUUGUCAACGAGCUGAGUUCUGAACUCUCUACUGGGGAACCAAAGCUGUAUGAAGACAGUGUUCAGGCAGGUGUUGAGUUAGAUACACAACCCGUGGAAGUGUAUGAGUUUUGCACCCUGGUUGAGGAGGUUGCUGAGGAAACGGUCUGUGCCAGUAGUAGUGCACAGGGGCCUCACUCUCCAGGAUAUGAGAUGAACUUAUUCAACGCGUUACUAGAACACUCUGAGGAGUACACUGUUAAAGAGGACAUUGAAUCGUCUAUUCACACAAUGAAUGAAAGUGGCACUGUCAUCAUUUCCCAGCAGCCCUUGCCUUCAUUGAAUGAUGCAAUUCAACUGCAGCCUUGCUCUAACAGUAAUUCCCAUAAUUUGUCCAUGCUAAACACGAGGGUAGCUGCUGUCGAGCAACACUUGGUAUUAAAUGCUAACCAAGCUGUUGAAGUGGCUAACUCCAGUGAGGUUUGUUUGGUUGAAGUCGCUGCUGUUACAUCUGAGUCAUUCGCUGUUGAACAGAUGGACACCAGUCCACAAAUCGGGACAACUUACUCGCAGGUCAAUGCAGCAAUCGUGGCCCAAACGGACGUGAGUGACUCUCCUAUAAUUCCCUUGACUCCCCAAAAACAGGAAGCAGAAGCCACAGCUGGCGCACCGUCUUUCACAUCCCCGGUGGUUACUGGUGAGGACACAGGGAUGGAAUCAUCCGUUGCCGUUUCAGUACACGUUCAGCCCGCAACAAAUCAGACUGUUGUUAGUGCCACAAAGCCAGAGGGCAAUAUUUCUUCACAUGAAGGGACCAAAGACACCCCUGCUCUGACUGAGACUCCUUCACGGAGAAUCCAGAAUGUUGCUAUGCCCACAGAAACCAAACCAGAGGCUGUCUGCACCACUCACUCCGGUAUUAUAAAUCCAAAGCUGCUCCUUCUUAAACAGGGAGAAACUCCUCUCCUGAAACCCCCACCCUCCUUUUUGGCAAAGGUGUCCAAGCAACAGAAUGCGUCCAGCCAGCUGGCCAAUGCCCACAGCUCAUGGUCUGGCACAGUGUCUGAGGAGUGCCUUGCCCAAACUGUCCCGAACUCUUUAUGUCCUUCUGUGGCUCUCAGCGGCCAGAAAGAUCAGACGCAGUGCUCUGUCGAUAAAACUUCUGUGUCAGCGGCCACUCCUGUCAAGGUACAGCAGUCCACCAUGAGCAGUAACUCACUUCAACUUGACCAGAAUGCAUUUCUCACCCCCACAUCCUCAACAAGUAAAUCUGACAAAGAGGCCUUAAAUGUUACUGAAACAUCAAGUGAAGUAGGUUCUGCGUCCCAAGAUGUUGUCGCCCUUACAGAUCCUUCUGCACCCUACGCCCUUUACAUGCUCUCAGCAUCAGUGGAAAGGGAAGGUGCGGUCAUGGCAUCCACCAGUCUUAAUGAACCCGUCAGCCAACCGGACUCCCUCUAUAUGGAAGAAGAGAGUGAGGACAUGGAGCAGGACGAACCAACGGGAGACACUGAGGCUCUGGAUGCCACUUCAGGCCAGAUCAGCAGUCCAGAGGAAGACAGUGAUGAAGAACCAGACGCAGACAAAGAAAGCGAGAUGAGCACCCUCAGCUCUCCAGACAAGCAUGGACAGAGCAGGACAGACAGACAGACACUGUUCCUUAAGGUACGCCAGUGGAUAGCAGACAGGGUCACCGGGAAUUCAUCUCCUGUCUCACCCUCCACCUCAUCUUACCCUGGUCCCUCCCCCACCAAUGAUUGGUCCACCCCACGCCGGGACAAGUCCCUACUCCUCCGGGGUCCACAUGGGAAGUUUGUUUCUCCAUCCUCCGGGUGUGGCUACAGUCUCUCCACUUCCCCACCAGAUCAUGCCCCCCCUCAGCGACCCCGUGGUCAAGCAGACAUGGCAGAGCUGGCUAAACAUGAAGCGGACAUCGAGCAUCGGACUCAGUCACUGAAACGAGAGGGCUUCUGGUCAAUGAAGCGUCUCACCCGCCUGACGGAGCCGCCGCGGCCGAAGGUUCACUGGGACUACCUGUGUGAGGAGAUGCAGUGGCUCUCUGCUGACUUUGCUCAAGAGCGGCGCUGGAAGAGAGGCGUGGCUAGAAAGGUGGUGCGAAUGGUGAUGCGACACCACGAGGAGCUCAGGCAAAAAGAAGAGAAGGCCAAGAGAGAUGAGCACGCUAAAAUCCGAAGAGUUGCAUCUUCUAUCGCAAAGGAGGUCCGGGCUUUCUGGAGCAGUGUGGAGAAGGUGGUGCAGUACAAACAGCAGUCCAGACUGGAGGAAAAGAGGAAGAAGGCUUUGGACCUUCAGCUGGACUUCAUUGUUGGCCAGACUGAGAAAUACUCAGACCUCCUCAGCAAGUCACUUGCACACACCAGACUUGCUGAACCUGAACCUGUCCCCCAGACUCCCAAAAAAUCUGUGCCACCUGCUGUUGAUGAGGAUGACAGAGACUUUGAGCCUCCUUGUGAGGAGGAGGAUGACGAGGAGACCAUAGAGGUGGAGGAGCAGCAGGAGGGCAAUGACGCGGAGAGCCAUCAGAGGGAGAUUGAACUGCUGAAGGAGGAGGGCAUGCUGCCCCUGGACCAACUACUCAGCACCCUCAAACGGCCUCCACAGGAGUCGGGCUCAGAUGAAGAAUGCUCGGAUGAAAGCUCUUCAUCAGUAGAAGAGGAAGAUGGUGAAUUUACUGCCAAUGAAGAGGAUGCUGAGGAUGAGGAGGACACCAUAGCUGCCCAGGAGAAGGUUGAGGGAAACGUGGACCAUGCAGAGGAGCUGGAUGACUUGGCCAAAGAAGGCGAUAUGAGUGUUGAGGAGCUUCUCGAGAAGUACAAAGGAGCAUAUGCCUCCGACUUUGAGGCCCCGUCUGCAUCUGGCUCUAAAGAAAGCUCUGAUUCGGAGCUGUCUGGGGAUGAGGAAGAGGAGACUGAAGAAGAUGAGAGUGAUGUGGAAAGCAACACUUCCUCCUCAGAAUCACCAGGAGACAGCGGUGAAGACGAUGACAGCGAGAAGGACGAAGAGGAGAGCGAGGAAGAAGAUGACUGUGGAGAUGAAGGGAUGGAGGUCCUGCUAAAGGAGGGGGACAACAGCCCACCUCCCUCCAGCUCACGGCCGAAGAAAGAGAUCAGUCACAUCGCUGCUACUGCAGAGAGCUUGCAGCCUAAAGGCUACACUUUGGCUACUACAAAGGUCAAGACUCCCAUUCCGUUCCUGCUUGAUGGCACGUUACGAGAAUACCAGCACAUUGGACUCGACUGGCUGGUCACCAUGUUCGAGAAAAAGCUCAAUGGCAUUCUGGCUGAUGAGAUGGGCCUGGGCAAGACCAUCCAGACUAUCGCUCUGCUGGCUCACCUCGCCUGUGAAAAAGGUAACUGGGGCCCUCACCUCAUCAUCGUUCCCACCAGUGUGAUGUUGAACUGGGAGAUGGAGCUGAAACGCUGGUGUCCUGGGUUUAAAAUCCUCACUUACUUUGGCAGCCAAAAGGAGAGAAAGCUAAAGAGACAGGGCUGGACGAAGCCUAAUGCUUUCCACGUGUGCAUCACUUCGUACAAGUUGGUGCUGCAGGAUCACCAAGCGUUCCGGCGUAAGUCUUGGCGAUACCUGAUUCUAGACGAGGCACAAAAUAUCAAGAACUUCAAGUCCCAACGCUGGCAGAGCUUGCUGAACUUCAACAGCCACCGGCGACUGCUGCUGACGGGAACCCCUCUCCAGAACAGCCUGAUGGAGCUGUGGUCCCUGAUGCACUUCCUGAUGCCCCACGUCUUCCAGUCCCACCGCGAGUUCAAAGAGUGGUUCUCCAACCCGCUGACAGGAAUGAUCGAGGGCAGUCAGGAGUACAACGAGGGCCUGGUCAAGAGGCUCCACAAGGUGCUGAGGCCGUUCCUGCUUCGGAGGAUCAAGAUCGACGUGGAGAAGCAGAUGCCCAAGAAAUACGAACACGUGGUGCGCUGUCGCCUCUCCAAGAGACAGCGGUUUCUCUACGAUGACUUCAUGGCCCAGGCCUCGACACGGGAGACGCUGGCCAGCGGUCACUUCAUGUCUGUGAUAAACAUCCUCAUGCAGCUCCGCAAAGUGUGCAACCACCCCAACCUGUUCGACCCCCGCCCCAUCCAGUCUCCCUUCAUCACGAAGCCCAUUGUUUUCCAUACAGCCUCUUUAGUGCAGGAUGCCCUGGAGGUCUCCCCUUUAAAGCGCUGCGAUCUUUCUAUGUUCGACCUUGUGGGUUUGGAGAGCCGCGUGUCCCGGUACCAGGCAGACGUUUUCCUGCCGCGACACAAGGUCAGCCGCCAACUAAUCCAGGAGAUCAUGGACUCACCUGAACCCCCUCCCAGACCCAGACCAGUCCGCAUGAAGGUCAACAGGACGUUCCAGCCACCUCCCAAAAGUGAUACUCGAGCAGUCCUUCUGGUGAACAAGCCUACCUGCUCGGUCCCCCCUGCAGCACAGACCCCCAAACCUCCUCCAGUUACUGAAGUCCCCUCAACUCCUGCUCCUGUAGUUCAACAAGUGGUGUGUUCAGUGUCGACCACGGCCGCUCUUCGCCCGUCCAUGCACCUUUCGUCCCAAACUGCAGUGAGAGCCAGCGCCCCAAAGCCAGUGCUGACCGUACGGCCUCCCGCUGCCCCAUGCACAGCCGGCAUCCCGGCUCAUCCCAGUCCAAACCCCGGCAGCGUCCUGCCCCAGAGGGUUCUGCUCAGUCCAGAUAUGCAGGCGAGGUUGCCCUCUGGUGAGGUAGUGAGCAUAGCCCAGCUUGCCUCUCUGGCAGGGCGACCUGUGUCCUCCUGUCAGGGCAGUAAACCCGUCACCUUCCAGCUUCAGGGCAACAAGCUGACUCUGUCUGGAGCCCAGAUCCACCAAGUCCCAGCAGCUUCUCCACGCCCAGUUCACGGUAAUGUGAUGCACCUGGUGUCCAGCGGGGUGCAGCACCACCUCAUCAGCCAGCCGGCCCAGGUGGCGGUCCAGAGCGCAGCCAGCACACAUCCUGCAAACACCUCUACUGCUCCACCUACCAAUCGGCUGCCGCUCAAUGCCGUAGCACAAGUGCCCCCCGCCAUAGUGAGCAGCCCCGGCGUUGUGAAGAUCGUUGUGCGUCAGACAGCAGGCAAGGAUGGCGGGCCUGUGCCCACCCUGGCAGUGGCCCCUUCCCCUCGUGUUGCUCCUCAUACUUCCCUUUUCCCGCACCCCCACGCCAACACAACCUCUGUCAGAAACACUGCCCCGCUGCAGAUUGUUCAGCGCACCCCUGGUCCCGCUACGGCCCACUACACCAUAGCUCCUCCCGGGAUCCCUAGCUCAGCCCAAAACCAGCCCCACCCACCUCGCCCCGUCCUCAAAGUAGUGCAGCCUCCUUCAUCAAGCACAGAGCAGCCAGCUCCAGUUCAGCUGGCCUCCACGUCCUCUGCGUCAAAGGCUUCUUCGUCAGCACCACGUGAACGGAGCAGUCAACCACCAGUUACCACAAAGACUAGGCCCAGUACAAGUGCAAAGGCUCUCCCUCCACCCAGGAGAGUCCCCCGUCCACCACCUCGUUCUCCGUUCCACAUGCAAUGGUUGGCAGACUGCCAUAAACAGCAGCGCGACAGCCGGCUGGACUUCAUCAUUCGAGUCAACGAGAACCACUGCACGGCAAAGCCCAUGUACGGCCGGGAGGUUUUGAACUUUCUGACUAUUCUCCCUGGUCCCCGUCCCUCGCCAGCCGCCCUGAGCCCUGAGGGGGAGUGGGGCCGCUCGGGCCACAGCAGCUGUCUGUUCGCACAGUGGCAAAACAAAUACGACUUCUGGUUUCAGAGUCAUGCUGUGAGAGAGGCCAUCCACAGCAUUGAUGACAGGCUGGAGCUGCUCAAUGAUAUUAUAGACAGGUUUACAUUUGCGAUUCCCCCUGUGGAGGCUCCUCAGAUCUCCAUGCACUGCUGCCAUCCUCCUCCCUCUGUAAGCCAUAAGCAGGCGGUCUUCUCCAACCUGCUGUCAACUCAAGUCACUCCGCUUACUCGCAGUCUCCAUCGUAUCCAGUGUUACAUGCGGACCCAGUUUCCAGACCUGAGGCUCAUACAGUAUGAUUGUGGUAAGCUGCAGACUCUCCACACUUUGCUGCGAAAGCUGAAGACAGGAGGUCACAGAGUGUUGAUCUUCACCCAGAUGACGCGAAUGUUAGAUGUGCUGGAGCAGUUCCUUAACUACCACGGACACAUCUACCUCCGUCUGGAUGGCAGCACCCGUGUGGAGCAGAGACAGGCUCUAAUGGAGCGCUUCAACGCAGACCGGCGUAUUUUCUGCUUCAUUUUAUCAACUCGCAGCGGAGGUGUAGGGGUGAACCUGACUGGGGCCGACACAGUAGUGUUCUACGACAGUGACUGGAACCCCACCAUGGAUGCUCAGGCACAGGACCGCUGCCACCGAAUCGGCCAGACCAGAGACGUCCACAUCUACAGGCUGAUCAGUGAGCGAACAGUGGAGGAGAACAUUUUAAAGAAAGCCAAUCAGAAGAGGAUGCUGGGAGAUAUGGCUAUUGAAGGAGGGAACUUUACCACUGCCUUCUUCAAACAGCAAACCAUCCGAGAGCUGUUUGAUAUGAACGAAGGGGAGAGGAGGGAUGUGGCAGUGGAGCUAUCGGUGCCCCAACCCGAGGAGGAAGAGGCUGUCAACAAGCAGAGCACCACCAUUCUGGAGCAGGCCCUGUGUCGUGCCGAGGAUGAGGAGGACAUAGUCGCAGCCUCACAGGCCAAAGCAGAGCAGGUGGCUGAACUGGCGGAGUUCAACGAGAACAUACCGCUGGACGACGGAGGGGAGCAAGAGGAAGUGGAGGAGCUCUCGAAGGCCGAGCAGGAAAUCGCUGCUCUGGUGGAGCAGCUCACUCCCAUUGAACGCUACGCCAUGAACUUCCUGGAAGCCUCAUUAGAAGAUGUCUGCAAGGAGGAGUUGAAGCAGGCUGAGGAGCAAGUGGAGGCCGCCAGGAAGGGCCUGGACCAGGCCAAGGAAGAGGGCCUGAAGCUCCACGCUUCAUCGGAUGACGAGGACGAUGACUUUUUGUCGCCGCCAGCGUCUGCGGAGCCUGCUCAGCCAGCCCGCCGAGGCCGUAAACCCAAGGACAAGGACAAGAUUGUCACCUCUACAAGGACUAGUGGCCGGCUGCGUGGGGCUUCUCCCGAAACCGAGUCUGAGCCCACGUCCCCGAGAGAAGUGCCUGAAAGACUCCGUUGUGGUCUGAGAGGACGAGGAUCUGCCAAAGACGCCACGUCUACCACCCCGUUCCGCACAGACCAUCACAAAACCUCUUCAUCGACCAGGCUUCAGGAUUCCUCCAAAUCUUCGAAAGCCUCAUCUCCUGCCAGAGAUCACCAGACUAUCAAAACUAGGACUCUGCCAAACCGCUCCCUUCCAAGUUCAGUGUCUUGCCCUCUUACCACCUCUCCCCCUGGUGGGAAACAACAGUGUGCCGGGGAGAGUGACGGCAAGACCUCCAAAUCCUGCAGGGAGGAGAAAGACGGGGAGAAUGAGAGGAGGCUGUCUGAGUCUUCGCUAGAAUCCAGCUGCCCAUUGGAUCAACAGGCGAAAGAUGAGGACACCAAAGACAACAGCGACAUGUCUCCCCCCUCCACCAGCUCCCGGUCGCCUCGCAAGCGCCAGUCAGCAGACGGCGAAGUCCUUCGGGGCCUGGUUGAGGACUCUCCAUCAGCCAAAGUCCUGCGGAAGCUUCCAGGGAGGCUGGUCACGGUGGUGGAGGAGAAGGAGCCAAGAAGGAGGAGGCGGAGAGGAAGCGGCACUGGAGGUGGAGCUUCUUCAGAGGAGGCAACCGUGGAGGAGAACACUGCCGGAUUGGUCGACGAACCAAACAAAGACAACACCUCACCGUUGGGCCCUGACUGUAAAACUAAAGGAGCCAUUACCAAAUCACCUCAGGACCAAGACUCUACACCGAGUCCGUCUGUGCACCCACCGCCUGUCAGAAGUUAUCCUCCAUAUUCCCCAUCCCAUCUUUCUCCUGACAUGCCUGUGCUGAGAAAUCUUCCUGUACGGCGCAGGUUGGAAACUGAAUCUCGCAUGGCCGCCCAGCUCGUAGAGCAACAGCAGCAACUGGGUCGAGGAAGAGGAGGGAACCAGUCCAGAAAAACUGACAUACCACCUGGCAAAGACUCUUCCUCUACAGAGUCCAGUGUGAAUUCUCUCAUGACACCUUUGAAAAGAAAGAGGGGCCGGCCCCCUAAGACUCCUCCUAGGUUACCUGAGUCUGACAACGCAGUGGCCACCUCCCCACAGCCUUCCAUGCCAGUUGAGGAGGGGAACCCCCCUCUCUCCCCAAAACGUAAGAGGGGUCGUCCUCGCAAAGACUCCACAACCACGCCAGAAGCUGUCAGUGAAGGACAGAACUCUAAAAAUGAGUCCACUACUACUGGUGUAUCCGGUAAAUCAGAAACGGACGCCAGCACAAAGUCGACUGUCUUGUCUCCCCACAAGUCGGAGACCCCUAUAGCUGCUGUUGUCACUACAAGUCAGGCCUCACAGUCUAUCAAAAAUGAGGAAACAGACACUAAGACUGAGAAUUCAGCUCCUGCUCCAAAUCCAGAAGGAGCCCCCACAACAACAACAAAAGAUAAAGCUUCUACACCAACAGUGACAGCACCUGCACCCCUUUCUGUGGGUGCCUCCACAUCAGCCUUGACCCUAUUUGUUAGUUCAGCUACAGCGUCAACGCAGGUGUCCUCUGCAUCCUCUGUCACACUUUCUAUGAGGGCAAUUAGCCCCGUCGCUGCUCCCCCCACUCCUACAACUCCAGUGCCACCUGCCAGCGCUGUCACACCAACUCCCGCAGACAUAAAACCAACACUUGUGGUUUUCACUGCUCCUAAAGCUCCAGAAGAGCUGAACCCUUUAGGUUAUACAACAGACUCUGCCGAAACCACCACAGUUUCCACACCAGCUGCUACCACUCCAUCAACGAUGUUGUCUUCUGUCAUGGCUGUCGGCGCCGUACCAACAUCAGUACCUGCCACCACGAUUACAGAAGCUGCAAACAAAAUAUCAAAAACAGUCAGCGUGACACCAGCAGUUACUACAGUAAAGUCGCUCACAACUAAAACUAUGUCUUUUAAGGACUUGCCGCAAGCUUCUGCUCUUUCAUCGCCAUCUACCCCAGCUGCUGUAUCCUGUGCUCCAACUUCUCUAUCUUCUGCUCCAACUGCCACCCUGAAGGUUUCUGCUACAACUUCUACCCCAGCUACAGUAUCAUCAGCCCCAGCUGCUGUAUCCUCUGCUCCAACUUCUCUAUCUUCUGCUCCAACUACAACCCAGAAGGUUUCUGCUACAACCUCUACCCCAGCUAAAGUAUCAUCUGCCCCAGCUGCUGUAUCCUCUGCUCCAACUUUUCUGGUUUCUGGUAUAACAUCUAUCCCAGUUUCUGUAUCAACUGCCCCAUGUACUGAAUCCUCUGCCCCAGCUACAUUACCAUCCGCCCCAGGUUCUGUAACCUCUGCUCCAGCUGCUCUAUCCUUGGCUGCAGCUGCCUCCACGAAGGCUUCAGCUACAGCCACUAGCCCAGCUUCAAUUUCACCACAACCAACCUCAAACAAACCUUCCCACACUACAGCAACAACUAUGACAACAACAGUAAAAGCAGCCCAAGUUAGUCCAUCAAUCUCAACAACUCCAAGCACAGUCCCCCCUGCAAGCCCAACGAUGUCUCCUUCUAGCACACCAUCAGUAACAACGGCCUCCUCAUCGACUGCAAACACAGUUCCGGUUUCUUCAGCUCAAGCAAAGACUAAUGUGACAACUACUAAAGUCCCUACCAAACCUAUCUCAACCUCACCACCACCAGCAGCUCAAGUGGCUACACAGGCACAGGAAACUUUUCCAGUCGUUUCCAAGUCAUCAACAAAACCUGCUGCUACACCAACCCCACCCUGCACUCUUUCCCCAACUACAACAUCUGCCAAUGUGACCGCCACAGCUGAGGCAAAGACAGUUACAGUUACUUCCUCUCCCCCAACAGAGAGAGCAGAGGGGGUCCAAGAAACAACCCCUGUAGCAGCUGCAGCCCCUUCUUCCAAAGAACACCCAACUUCAACAACUCCUGCUGCAGAAAAGUCUGUCACGAUCCCCCCACACAGAGUAAAAACUUCCACAGGUGCUCCAGACACCACAACUACAUCUCCAGAAAACUCCACAGUUGCCGCCACAAACGCCACAACUACCCAAGUAUCGACUACCACAGCCACCGCUCUGUCCGUACCAACCGUAGUAGCUACCGCAGCUGCCCUGGCCCAAACGCUUCCUCCUGUGUCCACCACACAAACGUCUGCUGUUGUUUCCCUGCAAGCACGAAGCUCUGCAUCCACAGAUGUUUCCCCAGAUGUGUCUUCACCAGCCCGGACAGAGGCCCUGCCCCCGGUUCCCACAUCUGCAUCCGCUGGUGUUUCGUCUGAGAAACUGUCCUCAGAGCCGACAAAGAAAGUGUCUACAUCUAAAAGUGACACGGACAGCGUGACCGGAAUGGAAGUAGAUGCUGCAGAGCCGGAAUCAAGGUCUAGCAAGAAGGAUGACAAACAGGAGGACAUCUGCGAGUCUCUGCCUAAAAAAGAGGACAUCUGUGAGUCUCUACCUAAAAAGGAGGACAUCUGUGAGUCUCUACCUAAAAAGGAGGACAUCUGUGAGUCUCGGCCUAAAAAGGAGGACAUCUGUGAGUCUCGGCCUAAAAGGAGAAAGGUGGAGAGUUCCUCUGAGACCAAAGGAAGGGAGAGAGAAGGCGGAGAUGCACAGCCUGCAACUGCCACUCAAAAAGAAGAACACAAGCAACAGACAGUUGAGCAAACUACUGAAGAUCAGAAAACUCCAAUCCAGAAAAGACCUCUUAGUCGCCAGAGUAGCCAGGAGUCGGCUCAGUCCUCUUCGUCAUCUUCCGGGUGCUCAACCCUCACUCGCCACGCUCACCACAAGAGGACUUACGAGAACCGACAUCCCGCCAAGAAGAGGCGAACGGACGUCACCUCAGAAACGGGGAAAGAGGAGAAAAACGCAGAGGGUUGGGUGAAGGAAGGGGAAGGUGGCGAGAAGGCGCUCACCACCGCUACGUCUCGGGGAAGGCGUUCCAGUUCUUCCUCCUCCUCCUCGGACUCUGACAACAGUGAGAGCAGGAAGGAGCGCCGAUUGACUCGCUCAGCCAAGCACGGGCUACAAGAUCUGGAGAGGGAAAAGGGCAACAGCCGGAAAGGAAAGAAACCCACGGGCAGCUCUGACAGAAAUGCGUCAAACAACGCCAACACAUCCACAGGUGGAGAGUCUGGCAGCGAUACGUCUUCUGUUAGGAUCACCAGACGGUGUGCAGGAUCUCAGCCUUCACAAGACAGUAAAGCUCAGACGAACAGCGUAGUGCCUCCUGAGCCCGAAGUUCUGGGGAAGAGGUGCUCUGCACUCAAUGCGGCAGCCAAGCUCCUAGCAAUGAAAGGCAGGGUGGAUACCCCUGGCCACACCCCUCGGAAAGACUCAGGUGCUAAGGCCGCUGGGUCUUCCCCUGCCUCCUCUUCUGACAAAAACCAAAAGCCUAAAAGCAAAGUUGUACCAGCCUCUCCACAUAGUAACUCUGUAAAUUUUACUAAUAAUAAAAGCGCUGGCAGCAAAUCCUCACUGCCCAAUCAGACCAGCCGCCCUGCUUCCCGCUCCACCAGACAGUGCCCCGGUUCUCUGGUUCCGCCCCUGGAAGCGGAGUACAAGAGGUCUAAAACCGAGGAAAAGGAGAGGGGGAGCAGGAAGUCGUCGGGGGGGAAGGAAGGCGAGGCAGAGGCGCAGACUUCGUCCCGGGGCCACAGUGCCUGUAGCAGCAUGAGCAGUGACGGCGAGGGGGGCGGGCGCAGCAGCAGAAGCCGCAGCAGCAGCAGCAGCAACAGCAGCAGCCAAUGUACCCGCAGCAUCAGCUCUCAGAACACGGAGCGCAGGGAGUCCCGCGCUACGUCCUCCGGCAGCGAGAGGGACCGCAGCUCGGAGAACAGAGACAAGCAGGGCCAGCAUAGGGAGAGUCGGAAGGACAGGAGGUCUCACAGGCUCUCGCAGGAGGUGAACAGCAGUUCAGGGACGGAGGGGACGCCGGACAGAGUGCUGCGUAGUGUCGCCGCACUCGCGGCGGUGCAGGCCAGGUCACCGGCCGCAAGCACCCGCUCCUCUUCUGGUCAGAAUCGUCACAAUAAGACAUGAUCGGAGUGCCAAACGGAGAAGAAAACGGAAGCGAGAGUGCGUUGCAGAGCACGAUACGAGAGCCUGUCCUGACCUGUAAGGUUGCUGCUUUGUGUGCACUCAGAUGAAUGCAAGGGAACGGAGUGCUGCACAAGCCAGGGACCUCCCCGCCUCUUGGGCCCUCUCCCUUUCCAAUUAGAGCUGGUCCGCUCACCAGCUCAGCCAUUGUCAGCCGGGGGAAGGCUCAGGGAUGCCAGACUGAGAGUUUUAAAAAAAUGCGGCGCCAUUGCUGUGCGUCCGUAAACAGAGAGAUGGUACAGUGGAUACAGUCACCACUUGGACUUGAGGGGGACAAAGGUGCAAGAGGUAAUAAAGGAAAGUUGUUAGUUGACAUUAUGUACUGUAAUCAUUAAAGACUGGAACACUCAGAUCUCAUGUGUUAAGACGGGAUCAUACAGCGCCCUCUGUAAGGGUCAUAAACGAAGUCAUUUGUGUGACAUUAAAAACUAAUGAGCGUAAGAGUGACCAGUUGUAUUGUAAGUUGGAGGUUUUAGAGAGUUUGGUUUUGAAAAAUUUCAUCAGCUGUCCUGACUAUUGUUUCUUUGUAGUCAGUCGAUAAGUUAUGCAUAUUUUAUUAUUUCUUCCAGGGUAUUAGGAAGAGACCAGAUCUGUCAAUGUGAUCUUUGCUGCACUAUGCUGGAGCUUGUCUUUGCUUGGGCCCCCCUUUUUGUCAUGUUAAGUUUCUGUUCAUUGGAUUACUUUUUAAAUCCAGCCUUGCGUUUCUCAUUUGCACAUCUGAUUAGUGUGGCCCUUUGCAUUUUGAGUACAUUGUGGUGUAGUAAUACGUUUUUACAUCAACUUCAGUCGAUUAAUUGGUUCCUGGUACCCCGCGAUGUAUCUCAACAGUUUAAAAGUGCAUUAAUUGAAGCUGCAAAUUGUCUUGGAUCAUCUCUUGCUUCUGACCACCGAUCUGGAGCAGCAGAAAUUAAUUUUCUUUUUCCUAAUCUUCCCAAAGGCGGUAAUAGUUACGGUCCACUUUGUCAUGUAUUUAUAUCAAAAGGGCAAGUAAAUGUUAUUGAAAUUAAGAGUGCCUCUUUGGCCAAAUGGGUUUGAACCUUAGAUUGCCUUGUGAAGCACCUGAAGCUGGGGUGUUGAGCUUCUCUCUUUAUUUAAAAAAAAAAGCCAAACAAACAAAA